Messenger RNA from Zootermopsis nevadensis, 3250 nucleotides. RefSeq names its product enolase-phosphatase E1 (gene Enoph). The record is from RefSeq and is a predicted model, not a curated record. NCBI's taxonomy places the organism in Eukaryota, Metazoa, Arthropoda, Insecta, Blattodea, Termopsidae. Gene Ontology annotation, molecular function: acireductone synthase activity; magnesium ion binding.
CUUGCGAAGUGCUUUUGGAGAGUGGGGUUAUUGAGCUGGGAGAAGGAAGAGUGUUAACGGUCGGAAUUUUGGUAUUUGUAGAAUGAGUACAAUGACAGUUGGUGAAAAGAGAAUUAAACAUAUUGAUGAUUCCCUUCAAAAAGCAAGUAUCAUACUUGUUGAUAUUGAAGGUACAACAACAUCCAUCAGUUUUGUUAAGGAUAUACUGUUCCCAUAUAUCCGGAGCAAUUUAAAAUCGUACUUGAAGGCUCACUGGAAUGAUUCUGAAUUUAAAGAGGAUUUGGUAUUACUAAGGGAACAGGCGAAACAGGAUGAAGCUGACAAAAUGGCUGGUGUUGUUCUAAUUCCUGAAGACGAUGGAGAAAAUGCAAUUGAAGCUGUGGCAAAGAAUGUUUUGUGGCAGAUGGACUCGGACAGGAAGACCAAGGCCCUGAAGCAGCUUCAAGGUCAUAUAAUGCGCGAGGGUUACAAAAAUGGGAAAUUGAAAGGACAUGUCUUUUCUGAUGUGGCGCCUGCUCUGAAGUCGUGGGCACAUAAUGGGCGACAAGUCUAUAUCUAUUCCUCUGGUAGCGUUGAGGCUCAGAAACUGCUUUUUGGACACUCAGAAGAAGGAGAUCUUCUUGAGCUUUUUGCAGGACAUUUUGAUACCGGAGUUGGCCCCAAAGUUGAGUCGAGCAGCUACAUGAAUAUAGUCAAGAACCUAGAAUGUAAGAGUGAAGAUAUUGUGUUCCUAACUGAUGUUCCGAGAGAAGCAAAGGCCGCUCAAGAAGCCGGGCUGAAAGCGGUUCUCGUGGUUCGAGAAGGCAACGAACCUCUCACGGAAGAAGAUCAGGUGAAUUUUCCAGUGAUCAAAUCUUUUCAUGACUUUGUUUUUGAAGUCUCUGCUAAGAGGAAGAAAAUGUCUACCAGUGACGAACCACUUGAAAUAGUUGAGUCAACCGCAAAUGGACCUGUACCCGAGACAACAGGCAGCUCUAGUGACAAAAUAAAGGCUGACGCUGCAAAGAAGAAUGAAGUAGCCGCUACGGAAUCGGCAGGUUCCGGGAACGUCGAAGGUUGCUCCGAAGACGUCGAAAUGACGGACGUAAGCAAUAAUGAUGCUCAAGAGAAUAAUGUUAAGACUGAUGAAAUGGAAGUAGAAUCUCAUACCACUGGCGGGACAGUGGCAGUCGAAGAUUGUGGUCCAAAGGGAUCUGAGAAAGCUGACGCUGAAGUAAAGACUGAGCUGGCAUCUGGUGACUUGGAAGUCUCCAAAACAGAUUCUCCAGCGCAUGAAUCAAAAACUGGCAUGGAGAAAGAGUCUCGAGAACCGCGCUCAGAGACUGAUGAAGUAAAAUGUUCGAAGGUAGAAAUUGAUGAGAAGAAACCGAAAGGAGAGGUGUCAAAAACCACUGGAGUUGACGUUAAGGGAAUAUCAGUCAGUACACAAGAUACAAAGACUGAUUCCGAAGUUCCAAAAAGUGAUUCCGGAGAUGGAAAGGCUGGUUCAGGGCGCUCGGAAGGUAAUUUAGCGUGUACAGAAUCUGGUUCUUCAAAAGUUGCAUCUGGAGAACAAGAAACAGGUUUAGGAGAUGCAAAAACCAGUUCUGUCGAUGAAGGAGCCGCAAAAGCCAAUUCUGAUAACGCGAAAGCAGGUUGUAAUGUCGCAAAAGUUGAUACACGAGAUACAAAUGUUGAUUCAAGAGUGGCGGAAAAGGAAAUGUCACAGACUGAGAAGAAAAUGGAAACGGAAAUUGAAAAUGACGGUGUCGAUGCAGGCGAUACGAAGGGUACGGAUAAAGUAGGCACAGACGCCGUGGCCGUUGAAGAGAAGGAUCAAGUUAUGGGUGCGAUGAAAACAGAAUCUUCAACAAAAGUUGAAAAGAAAGAUGGUACGUGUGUAAAAAAAGUGGAUGCAGAAUCUGGAGAGACUACGAAGGUGAAAGAGGAAGGAGAGAAUAUUGAAACUUCUGAAGCUUCAGCUGUUAAUAAAGGAAGUGAAGUUACCAAAUUAGAAUCUGAAAUUACUUUUCAUAAGGCAUCUGAUAAACAGUCUGUAGAUUUGUCUCCGUCUCAGACUGAAAGUAAUGAAUCUGCUUCUGGGAAAAAUAAAUCGACAGAAAUUGCUGACGCAGAACCUUCUCGAUCCACCGCUGAAUCAGACGCAAAGUUGGGAACUGCUGAUGCUAGUCUUGAAGAAUCAAGUACAAAAGUAAGUCCUAAACAACCAAGUACCGUGAAUGAAAUGUUACAGGGUGUCUGUAAGUUGUCAGAAACUCCCUCAAAGGCGCAACUGCCUGCCAUUCCUAAAAUUGUUAUUGAUACCUGCGCAGAAAACGAGGGUGAGAAUACAGAUGAAGAUGUUAAGAAUGAAAAGGAGAAAGGUGGUGAUGAAUCCAAAACAGCAGAGGAUACCACCAAGGAAAAUGGGUUAGCUUCCACUGCUGAGAAUGGCAAAGAUGAUAUUUCUGAAGGAAAUAAUGAGGUGGAAGAUAAGGAACAGGAUGUUAAAGUAAAGAAAUUAUCUGUUGACAGCUCAGGCAACACUGACAAGAGCAAGGAUGAUGAUAUUUCUCCCGUGGCGGCUGCAGCGAGCUCUUAACUCCCGUUUGGAAAUUAUUCUAGUCUUGACACCAACUGCAAGACACGAUGUUCCUUUUCUAUUGUUUUACUGUAUCCAUUUUAACUAUUGUUUUUAUGUUUUGUAUUUGUUAUUUAUAUGAUGUGUAUUUCAUUCGUGCCAAAUUGAUAUUACAGAUACUGUCAAAAAUUAUCUUUGUUUCCUUCAUGAUAAGACUGAUUCAGUAUUGUGUACGUACCUGACGUGCGAUGCAGCAUCUUCUGCGACCAGUUGUUCUUCAUUCUCUUGGUAUCUUGGCAUUUUAUUUGCAGAGCUAAGGUUACGCUGCUGAUGGGUUGUGCUUAAUUGUAAUUAAUUUACUGGGACUGAACUGUCUUCCAGAGGGAAUAUGUGGUUUUCCGCAAAGUCUAGUUUGAAGUCGAAGGAAGAUUCUGUAUACAUCGAUAAACGACCAUAAGUCUUGCAUGGGAAAUGGCUGGAAUACAUCCGCACGUAAUUUAUAAUUUAACGUGAUGUUCAAUCCAUUCCAUGAUAUGUUUUAUAUUUAUAUAACCUUUUAUUAUUAAAAGUUGCUUGUAAUGUUUUGGUCUCAUUGCAUUCAUUGUAUUUCGAAUGUACUUGGUUUUGAGACUAAGGAGUGCUCAUUGUAUUUUUGGUACUAGGAAUACAUCUUUUUAAAACUUGCCUUUA